Messenger RNA from Bombus impatiens (common eastern bumble bee), 1825 nucleotides. Its product is annotated as mucin-7-like. NCBI's taxonomy places the organism in Eukaryota, Metazoa, Arthropoda, Insecta, Hymenoptera, Apidae. Bases 1 to 1164 code for a protein of 387 amino acids. The transcript is spliced from 2 exons. The record is from RefSeq and is a predicted model, not a curated record.
AUGUGUGACUUACCAUCUAAAGAUAUCAACUCUGAUCUACGGCAAGUACUACAAGCGAUACAGAAACAUACCAAAAUUCAAGAACAGAUCCGAAUAUUAACACAACAAGCAAGAGAAAAGAACGAACGCCUCGCUAAAGAAAUCAAACUGGGAAAACAAGCAAUUGGCGAAAUAAAUCCAGUUCUUACAAGUAAAAAAAUAAUUAAGACCAAAAAUUCUAAAUCUGUCACGGAGACCACAAAGAAAACCGUGAAAUCGGGAAAAAAGGAUGGUAUACCUGCAGCGAGCACAUCCCAAACGACAUUUGAUCCUAAAAGCGAUAGCAAUGGCGGAGACCAAUACUACAACGAACCACAACACCAGAUUAUGUUAUCAACGGAAGAUGCAAUAAGAGAUAUACUAACUUUAUUCGGUGACGAUGAAGUUGGAGUGGAAGAGUUCAUAACAGAAUUGCAUCCUUGGACACCCUCUUCGACACAUCCUUCGACACCCUCUUCGACACAUCCUUGGACACCUUCUUCGACACAUUCUUGGACGCCUUCUUCGACACCUUCCUCAACACAUUCUCGGACACCAUCUCCGACACAUCCUUGGGCUCCCUCGCCGACACAUUCUUGGACAUCACCAACACCUCCUUCGACACCUCCGACACCUCUUCCGACACCUCCUUCGACACCUCCUUCGCCUCCCUCUUCGACUCCCUCAUCAACUCCCUUAUCGACUCCCUCCUCGACUCCUCCUUCGACAACCUCGCCGACGCUCUCUUUGACACACACUUCGACCCCCUCUUCGACUCCCUCCUCGACUCCCUCGAGUCCUUCUUCGACCCCUCUUCGACACCCCCUUCGAAAACUUCUCCGACAUCCUCUUCGACACCCCCUCCAACACCCCCUCCAACACCCCCUUCAACGGCAACCACAUUCGCAUCGUCAUUAUCUGAGCAUAACCUUAACCAACGCCACUAAACAUCUUCGAUCUGUUACAAAGCGUCACAAAGCGUUCCAGAUCAAGAAUAUCGUAUCGGAGAAUCAUUAUCCGGAACAGAAUGUGAAACACCACCGCCGCCGCCUCCGAGAUGGAUCAUAUCUGCAAUUGGCCCGAAUCAGAAUCUCCGCGUUAAGCCGAAACAAAGAUGAGACCGAGAACGAACUUGCAAGGUUCUGAUAUCUUGGAGUCGCAUUAUCGAAGGCCUGCUGGAGGGCUAUGAACAAGCUAUCGGACUACGGAGAUAUUUGGAACACUACAGAGCAGUCGAGCCAUUCCACCUGACCCUCCCAACGGCGAACUCGCCACGAAGGACGAAGCAGCGCAUUCCUUGCACAGUGCCAGCAUGGUGACACCUCCAAGGAACAAACUAAGCCUAAUGCUGGUCAAUUCAGAGCGCAACUGUUCUCCUGAAACCAGAGUCCAAGCAGGACAGUCCGUUUGAUGCGGAACCAGCGGUUGCUGAAGCACAUAACGCAGCGAUAAUAUCAACUUAAGAACAAUCCAUCACCAAAUAAACAUUGACACAGUGAACCACGAUGACUACAAACGCCAGGAGCUAUAAAUUUUAAUCAACUGGAUCCAAACGUCACUAUAUAGCGGCCCCUUCUCCUAAGAAGGGAAGUUUGUUUAUCUUUAAACUUAACAAACCAAAACAAGGUUGUUACUCCAAGGAACAACGAUACGAGUCUCUCCUGAUUCCAGUUGAUCCCGAGAUCGAUCUUCGACGUCAACUGUUAAUUGUGACGAAAUUCAGUUAAAUGGAAAGCUCCAUGUAGUUGUAACAGGAACAAAAAAGUAUUAUAAGGUAUGUUCUUUCCGAAAUAAAGCAGGAGAAAGA